Sporothrix brasiliensis 5110 is the source of this 2070-nucleotide messenger RNA. RefSeq lists its product as uncharacterized. The transcript has a single exon. The record is from RefSeq and is a predicted model, not a curated record. The coding region runs from base 1 to 2070 and encodes 689 amino acids. NCBI's taxonomy places the organism in Eukaryota, Fungi, Ascomycota, Sordariomycetes, Ophiostomatales, Ophiostomataceae. Gene Ontology annotation, molecular function: zinc ion binding.
AUGACUCCCGUUACUCGAUCACACGGACAUGGUGAAGGCAGUGCUUCCGGAAGCACACCUGGGGGCUCCAUGGACGAUGCACCAUCCACGUCGCGUGAGCCCUCUCGACGUCGCUCCGACGAAGAAAAGGGACAAGGUCGACUCGACAACGAAAGUAGAGAGAAUGAGAGUGAUGGUGAAGAAGAUGACGACGUUGACGCUGACGAAGAAGAUGAUGAUGACGAAGACGAGGAAGACGAAGAAGAUGACGGCCCUGUCCGCUCGCCAUUGACGGAACUCUCCUACAAUAUCGACAGCCUCGACGACGAGAACCAAGAGAUCGUCCGCGAGCUGUUUCGCGCCCCGGCACCCGAAGAAACACCGCCCAUGGUCAUUGAGUGGUGCGGCAUCAGCAACGACCCAGAUGUAUACGCCUUUCAGCUCCAGGAGAUCGUGCCCCGCACCAUCCGCAUCGGCUCACCGACCAGCCGCAUUCCUCGCCCCAGCUGCAACUGCACAGGCACCGCCAGCACGCCCUGCCGCCACCUCGUGUGGCUCAUGGACCAGAUUGCCAAGCAGACGCUGCAUGACCACCACCCGGACGAGCCGCUCGUGCUGGACGGCGCCACGGCGUUCCCGCACGCAAUGGGUGCCGGUGGACAGGAUGCGUAUGCCAAGAUUGCGGGCUUCCACAUUGACAUUCUCGCCAACACGCUGCACUGUGGUGCGGGCCGACCGCCAGUGACAGGGUCGAUGGGGCGUCUGAAUCGGUACCGUGUACGGGAGGCGCGCGAGAUCUUGGCCGGAUUGGACGGUGUACAGGACGACGAGAGUGUGGAUACAUAUGCUCCCGAGAUCUUUGACCAGAGCCAGCCGGAGCUCGAGAGUCUGCUGUGGGGUACCGAGAGACGAGAGGACGACGACCAGGAGCAAGACGGAGGCUCGAGCGACGACGACGAAGACGACGACGACGAUCGUAUGGAUGACGACGAGGAGGGUCCACCCGGAAAGGACAAGGGAAAGGGUGUUGCCAAGGCGGGCAGCAUCGAAAACGGCCCGCGUAGCAGUGACCAUGCAGGCGAACGUGAAGGCGGUGGAGGUAUUCAGCGCCAAAACGAAUCACAAAGACGGCAGCAGCGCCAUCGAGGAGCAAAAGACGAGCAGGUGCGGGUUAUUCGUGAUCUUGUUGAGCGGGGCGAUUUGCAGCGGACUGUCUUGCGCCUUCUUGUUUCCAACGACGAGUUUUUUGCCAUGUUUCUCAAGCUUCUCGCGCCCAGCGACAAGGCACGCGACCCGUUCCGCAAGAUCCAGCAGCGCGUUGAGGCCGUUCUAGAAGCCUUGCUCGAAGUUCGUUCGUCGGCACAGCACCAACAGCAACAGCAGUCUCGACUGCUGAUGCCACCACCGGACCCACGGACGAGGCGGACCGCAGCACCAGCUGCCACGCCCAUCAUCACGGUCACCGACGCAACGUCUGCAUCAGCGCCAGCACCACCUCACCCGCCUUCCUUCAGUGAUAAAGGCAACGGCAGCGUCACGGUUGCCUGGGCCGCCCAGCACGUCGAGCACGCCGUCCACCAAAUCCACCUCCUUCUGCAGCGCCAGCUGCCACGUCCUCCCAAACCUUGGGCCCGCCGCAGUGCCGGACGUGCCCUCGUCUGGAUCCUCUACGCCCUCGUCUUCUUCCACAACCGCGACGCCCACGUAGGUGCCACCCAGGACGACCGUAACCUGUACCAGCGGCUGGUCGGGAACUCGGACGGUUCUGUUUCGUUGUCGUCGUCGUUGUCGUCAUCGUCAGACGAAAAUGGCUUAAAAUUCUUCCUGCUGGACGUCUUGGCACCUUUGCACGACCAGACGCACCUGCGCAGCCAGCUCAAGCGCAUCCGACGCCGCAUCCAGGUAAACGGCUAUCGGGAGCCGUACAUGCGCAGACUAGACGAGAUUUUGGCAAUGAUGAACGCGGCGGCAGAGAAGGAGGAGACGUCGGACGCGCCGUCGCUAGUCCCGUCGGCGUCAAUGGCCGGGUCCAAGCGGCAUGGCUCCAACACGAACACGCCCACAGAGCGCCGGCCAAAGAGGAUGCGAUGA